AUGAGCGCGCUGGUGCUCCGCCAGCCUCAGGCGUGGGACGGUUCCUCUGAUGCAGCCGAGUGGGCGUCUGGGAUCUGCAGCUGCUGCGACGACAUGACCGACUGCUGCUUUGUGUUCUGGUGCUGUCCCUGCUUCGCCUGUAAAACCACGAAGACGUUCGGAGAGUGUCUCUGUCUCCCCCUGCUGGACGUCUGCGGCUGCGUCCGUCCCAUCACCAUGUCCAUGAGGGUCUCCGUGCGGCAACAAUACGGCAUCAAAGGCACUCUGUGCAACGACUGUCUGUGCUCCACCUUCUGCUCGCCCUGCGUCUGGUCUCAGAUGUCCCGAGAGAUGAAGGACAGGAAGCUGCCCACCGUGUUGGGUGACCUCAUCCACCGCUGAUCACAUCCCCACCACCGUGACCUCACCUAUCACCUGCUUGACAUCACCUAUCACCACCGUGACAUCACCGCCGUGACAUCACCACCGCCGUGACAUCACUCUGAAACUGUGCUGUCAUUGGUUACUU
This is a messenger RNA of Cottoperca gobio, 508 nucleotides long. RefSeq names its product cornifelin homolog B-like. Bases 1 to 381 code for a protein of 126 amino acids. The transcript is spliced from 3 exons. Lineage: Eukaryota; Metazoa; Chordata; Actinopteri; Perciformes; Bovichtidae. The record is from RefSeq and is a predicted model, not a curated record.